CCUCAAUAUCUACAACCCAAACAAUGAGCGCGUAGUAGGACGUAUACACGCACGCACACCAAACCAUGCACUCUACUCUAGUCCGCGGACAGAAUGUCUUCGGCUUCUUCACGACCGUCGCAUUCUGCGUCGCCGGCAUCAUCGCCGCAUCCGUCUUCCUGAUCCCCCAAGCCCCCUCCGCCAGCCUCCAGCUGCGCAACGUGCAAGUCGUCAAGGGCCGCCCGCACUACUACUCGCCCAAGCGCGAAGAAUACGCACACAUCAAAUUCGACCUCGACGCCGACCUCACCACGCUCUUCAACUGGAACACAAAGCAAGUCUUCCUGUACAUCACCGCGACCUACCCGUCCCUCCGCGCGUCCGAGCCCGCCUCCUCGGCCAUAAUAUGGGACGCCAUCAUCCCGUCCUCGUCCGCGCCCUGGCACACAAACCACUACAUCCACCCCGUCGCCCCGUCCGACAAAUCUGCCACCACAAAGGGCAAGAAGAAUAGUAGCAAGAGCAAGAAGGCGGCUAAAAAGAGCGCGUACCCGGCUGGCGAGCUGCAUCUGAAGAAUCAGCGCCCGAAAUAUCAGAUUACGGAUUAUGCAGGCCGGAUUGCGAAUCGUACUGAUGCGGUGUUGGAGUUGCACUAUAAUGUGCAGCCGUGGGUGGGCUUGUUGUUGUGGGAUCGCCGGAGCGACAUUGCGAUGUGGAAGGGUUUGGAGGGCGGGCGCAGCGAGCUGUUUAACUUCCCGGGCUUGAAGGGUGCGGCGGCGAAGAAGGAGGAUUUGAAGACGGAGAAGGGCGCCGAGGGGCAUCGGUUGAUGGCUGGGUAGGCGAUUUUCUGGGCCGAGCUGUGCAAAAAAAACAUGAAAGGGGGUUCACGGGAUUAGGACACUUUAGGACACUUUGCA
Molecule: messenger RNA, 896 nt
Organism: Pseudovirgaria hyperparasitica
Lineage: Eukaryota; Fungi; Ascomycota; Dothideomycetes; Acrospermales; Acrospermaceae
Product: signal peptidase 22 kDa subunit
Exons: 2
Coding region: 66-818 (250 amino acids)
Biological process (GO): protein targeting to ER
Cellular component (GO): signal peptidase complex; membrane
Source: RefSeq, a predicted model, not a curated record